AUGACGAUCAAUCUCGGCCGUCCGAUCUACGUACUCUCCUGGGUUUACACUCUCUUCAUCGUCUUGCCUGCAGUGUGCCAGGGACAGUCCACCAACAGUUCUUCGAAUAAUGGAUUUUCUGGAUCCUUCCACAUAGAUAAAUCCGGGGUGACGAUGGUCAUCAUCUUUGUCUCCGUCCUCUUCAGUGCGACCACCCUCUCAUACUACAUCUACCGUUUAUGUUGUAUCGAAGCCGUCACAAUUUCGCUACCCUUUCAGCCCUCUGCCGCAGACGGUGGUCCCACAUGCGGAGGUUUGGAUCAUGACAUCAUUGAGACAUUCCCGAUCCUCAUCUACUCCGAUGUCAAGAACGUGAAAAUCGGUGGCGAAUCAAUGGAAUGCGCGAUUUGCCUGAGCGAGUUUGAAGACCAUGAUACGCUGCGUUUUAUCCCAAUCUGUCACCACGUCUUCCAUCCGGACUGCAUCGACGCCUGGUUAUCUUCUCGCACCACUUGUCCGUUUUGUCGAGCGAACCUGACCGAGAAAUUCGAACAAGAACCGCCCGAAACAAACGGAGACAACUCUCAGUCCGAAUCAAUUGAAACAAACGCGCCCGAUCAAAUAGUAAUCGUCACAGCCAGCGAAGACCAAAACGUGAUCGUUCCACCAAGACCUAAGAAGGUACAUGGGAAGUUCUCAAGAUCCCAUUCGACGGGGCAUUCGAUGGUUCAAUCGACAGAGACUACGGAGAGGUACACAUUGAGGCUGCCGGUGGAUGUGAGGAGGCAAAUUUUGAUGGCGAACGCGAAGUUGAAUCGCGUGCGGAGUAUGAAUUUGCUUUUGGAUACUGAAGGGAGUUCGACGAAGGGUCGUAGAUCAUACGCCUGUGAUGAAGGUAGCGGAAAGGAUACAAGGUUGAAGAGCUUGCAAAUUGAACGGCCAAAGAAGUGGGUUUUUUGUGCUACGCCGCCGUUUGUUACGAGAGGAGGAGGAGGACGUUCGGUUCGGAUUGCGAGGUUCGGUAACGACAGAGAGGGAUCCACUUACGGUGGUUCGGUGAGGAUUACGAAAUUCGGUAACGAUCGGGAGGGAUCCUUUAACAGUGGUUCGGUUGGAAAUGCAAGGUCCUGUAACGACGUAGAAGAGUUGUCCGUUAACGGCAAGACGAGAUUACUGGCAUCGAUCAAGAUGCCAGAUUUCUUCUCUAGGAGGAGUGAUGGGGUCGAAGAGUCGUCUUCCGCUAGACUGUCAGUUUGA
Tripterygium wilfordii is the source of this 1236-nucleotide messenger RNA. RefSeq names its product RING-H2 finger protein ATL32-like. The record is from RefSeq and is a predicted model, not a curated record. The transcript has a single exon. The coding region runs from base 1 to 1236 and encodes 411 amino acids. Lineage: Eukaryota; Viridiplantae; Streptophyta; Magnoliopsida; Celastrales; Celastraceae.